Messenger RNA from Ilex paraguariensis (yerba mate), 393 nucleotides. NCBI's taxonomy places the organism in Eukaryota, Viridiplantae, Streptophyta, Magnoliopsida, Aquifoliales, Aquifoliaceae. The record is from the annotation of a GenBank genome assembly.
AUGUGGUCAAGGUUUAUUCGGAAUAAGAAGUAUUGCCAAACAAGUUUAUUGGAUGAUUCCAGAAUUAAAUUGGAAAGAUUGUCGGGGCUUGAACACUAUGACACGCACCAUGUGUUGCAUCGCAAUAUUAAGGGGUCAAAUCUUCUUAUUAACUAUGGAGGAGUUCUUAAGAUUGGUGAUUACGGGUUGGCUUCCUUCUUUGACCCUAAAUCACAAGCAACCAAGGACCAGUCGGGUGGUUACUCUAUGGUGCAGACCAUCGGAGCUUCUUCUUGGGGCCACUUAUUAUCGUGUAGGCAUGGACCUCUGGAGUGCUGGUUGCAUUUUGGCAGAGUUAUUGGUUGGGAUGCCUAUGCUGCUUGGCCGCACAGAGGUAGCUAUGGAACUUACUGA